GGAACGCGCUAUAAAACCUGCGCCGGUGCCGCCGGGGGACAGAGGCGGGCGCCGGACCUGCAGCGGGGCCAGCCGGGCCGAUCUGGGGCGCCAAGUCUCGUCUCGUCAAAGCGGGAGGGAAAAGCCCGAUCAUGCAGAGUGUGCAGAGUCUGUCGAAGCGGUGCUUUUGCCUGGGCUUUCUGCUGCUCCACGUCCUGGGACAGGUCGCUGCGACCCAGCGCUGUCCCGCCCAGUGUCCCGUGCGGUGUCCCAAGACGCCGCCAACCUGCGCCCCCGGGGUGAGGGCCGUGCUGGACGACUGCUCCUGCUGUCUGGUGUGCGCCCGCCAGCGCGGCGAGAGCUGCUCGCUGCUGGAGCCUUGCGAGGAGAGCCGCGGCCUCUUCUGCGACCGCAGAGCGGACCCCAACGCGGGAACCGGCAUCUGCAUGGCUGUAGAAGGAGACAACUGCGUGUUUGAUGGGGUCAUUUACCAAAGUGGAGAGACCUUUCAGCCAAGCUGCAAAUACCAGUGCACCUGCAGAGACGGGCAGAUUGGCUGUGUGCCCCGCUGCGAGGAAGACCUGCUCCUGCCCCAGCCUGACUGCCCAGCUCCCAGGAAAGUCGAAGUGCCCGGGGAGUGCUGUGAAAAGUGGAUCUGUGACUCAAAUGAGAAGGCAGAAUUAGGAGGCCUUGCCCUUCCAGCCUACAGGACAGAAGCCACUGUAGGUGUUGCAGUCUCUGACUCAAGCAUCAACUGCAUUGAGCAGACCACGGAGUGGAGCGCAUGCUCCAAGAGCUGUGGCAUGGGUUUUUCCACCCGGGUCACCAACCGGAAUCCACAGUGUGAGAUGGUGAAGCAGACUCGCCUCUGCAUGGUGCGGCCCUGUGAACAAGAACACAAGCAACCGACAGAUAAGAAAGGUAAGAAGUGUCUUCGUACCACAAAGUCACUCAAAGCCAUCCACCUGCAGUUCAAGAACUGUACCAGCCUGCACACCUACAAGCCCAGGUACUGUGGGGUCUGCAGCGAUGGCCGGUGCUGCACCCCCCAUAACACCAAAACCAUCCAGGUAGAGUUCCAGUGCUCCCCAGGGCAAAUCAUCAAGAAACCAGUGAUGACCAUCGGGACCUGCACCUGUCACAGCAACUGUCCUCAUAACCACGAGGCCUUACUCCAAGAGUUAAAGCCAAACACCAGCAGAGGGGAAAUGUAAGAUGUGUUCCUUGAGGAGGAUACCUACAGAGGCAAAGUGUAGCUACCCAACAUCAAAUGAAUAUAAGAAAAAUUAGGAAGAAUUAUUACUUUACCCCUGAGUCCUAUGUAUUGCCUGUAGUCAUAUGAGGUCAGUUAUAUCUGUCUUGUUUUUUUAAUAAAAGAUCUGAUUAACUGUAAACUUGAAAUCAAGUUAAGCUCAGGAUAGUACUUAGGGGUGAUUUACUUUUCUGUGGUAUUGGCUACAAAUGAAAAUUUCUAUAAAUGUAAGAAAUCAGAUACAUGUUUUUACUGUGUAGAUGAUCACAUUACACUCAUCUUACUUUGUUAUACACUAGUGGAAUGUCAAGAAAAUGUCACUGUCACAAAUGUCAGUGAUGUUUAAUAUCAUACUGAACACGUUGUCAUACAAAUAUCUUGGCAUAUAUCUUUGACUUGACAGGCCUCUGUAGAGCGCUCUUUUUGAGCAGCUCAACUCUGAACUUCCAAGUUCAAGAUCUGAGGACACGUGUAGCUGUUCAAUUUGAAAUCCAGAGACCAUUAGUCUUCUGUUUCGUUGCAUACUAGGAAGCAGACUGUAUCUACAGGAAUGGAAUGUUUGUUAGUUAAGUGACUGGUGCGAUAAACUUGCUCCAUUUCACACGAGUUGACUCCUUUCCAAAGAAAGAAGCCAACAGAAAACUCUGCUUGAUGCAGAGGAGACCAGGCCGCUCAGCCCUUCCAUUUCUACACGCUGGAGGCUGCUGGAGCUCCCCACUUUUUCAUUCAGAAGAAGCAGAACAUAUCAGCAGAGACUUUCUCACCUUACUGAUGAGGAAACCGGGGCCCUCUGAUGACUUUCAAAUGUGCUGGUAGUAGAUUUUGAAAAAGAAGAACAAAAUCACCAUGACCGUGGUGGGAAAAUACCAUAAAUUUUAUGGGAGUUCAGAAUUAUUGUAGACAUGCCCAAAACUUAUCCUUGGGCCCUAAUUAUGCAAACUCACAAACAAGAUAUAUGUGUAUACAUAUGUGUAUCUAAUUUGUCAAGCUAUAAGAUAGCCUGCAAACUUAAAUGUAUACAUCCUUUUAAUGUCACCAUAUGUGUUCAGCUUUUCUCUUUUAAAGUAUUUAUAUGUAAAUUAUACAUUUUUUAAUAUUCUUUUUACUUUAUUUGUCAGACAUCACUAAAUAAACACGAUUUUAUCAGUG
This is a messenger RNA of Neofelis nebulosa (Clouded leopard), 2380 nucleotides long. It is a transcript of the gene CCN3, whose product is annotated as cellular communication network factor 3. The transcript has 5 exons. Gene Ontology annotation, biological process: signal transduction; cell adhesion. The record is from RefSeq and is a predicted model, not a curated record. NCBI's taxonomy places the organism in Eukaryota, Metazoa, Chordata, Mammalia, Carnivora, Felidae. The coding region runs from base 132 to 1193 and encodes 353 amino acids. Gene Ontology annotation, molecular function: integrin binding; heparin binding. Gene Ontology annotation, cellular component: extracellular matrix; extracellular region.